AUGUUUCUCUACAUGCUAAUCCUCAUGGCGUAUCAUAGCAGCAGAUGGCUACCGAGGAGUCAGAGGUUAAAAUUUCAGAUAGUGAAUGCAGUGUUUGCGGCACUUGUCCUGGUUCCUCAGUUCUACAUCCUGGGAAGGCCCAAAUCCUCACGAUACUGCAGACAGCCUCUUCUGAACAACCUGUCAGCCUCCAUCGCCUUGUCCUUCAUAGCUACAGGUUUUGCAGUGAUAUUCACAUUAAUAGACCCGGUUCCUCAGAGCUUGUGGGCUGCCUAUCAUCUGUUUGGGCUGCUGACGUGUGGACAAGGACUAUGCACCGUCAUCCUGACGCUGACAGCAGCAGCAUGUGCCAAAACCACCCCUGAGCUGUACUACAUGUCCCUUAUUCUAACGGUCGCAGCUAUUGUCAGCACAGGUUAUUUCAUGGUGAGAGGAGGACUCUGGCUGGCUAAGAGGAAGCCCGUGACCAACCCGAGCAGAAACAAUGAGCAGUAA
Molecule: messenger RNA, 495 nt
Organism: Epinephelus lanceolatus (giant grouper)
Lineage: Eukaryota; Metazoa; Chordata; Actinopteri; Perciformes; Serranidae
Source: RefSeq, a predicted model, not a curated record